UUUUACGUUCUUUGACUCGACUUUCGGAUAUAAAUAUAUGCUAUAAUUUACAUGGAUGUAAUAUUUCAAUAUCUAGUUCAAUAUUAUACGACUCGCAAAACAUUCUCGCGCAUUGUAGGUUGCAGCGUACAAAGGAAGUACGCGCUUACAACAUGAAAUAUGUAUCAGCUGUUUUCGCCUCGUUGGCACUUGCGGCACACGGUGCGGUCAUUUCUGCCGACGCUACAAACUACGUAGGAGCGUUUGCAUCAGCUCAAGAUGGCGAUACGAUCAUUUUGACUGCUGGUCCAUAUGCCCUCACUGAGCCCAUUAUCCUAGACAAGAAGCUAAAUGUGACGGCCGAACCUGGCACGAUUUUCCAGGUGGCCGAUCUCUCUUCGAUAGUGUUCGCGUUCGGAAAUAUGGCGGGAUAUAGUUCUACUCUCGAUGGGCUUAGCAUCGCCACUGCUACAGGAGACUCGUGCGAUUUGGCAGAGCCCUAUGCUCUACAGGCGAACUUUAGUAUUGACAUUACGGGCGCUACCGUCGCAAGCAAUAAGGUCAACUUGAAGACAGACGUCGGCGUGUGGCAUAAUGAGCGGAAAUUAAAUGACUUCUAUUUCGCCGAAUGCCAUUAUGCUGUGGACCACCCAACCAAGAUGUCUGGUGGUGUAUACAAGCUUCUAGGUAAUUGUCGAGCUCAGUUAGAUUUCAGUGUUGAUUUCGACAAGCUGGGUGGAACAGAUGGUUGUGGAACUACUAUCGAGAAUUUCGCCACUUUCACAUCAUACCGGGCUCAGGUUGAAGCGCAGUGGGACGAAUUUGUAGAGAAAGUUGAUGAUGAGAAAGAGUUGCGGUUGCCUGUCACUCGCGAGGGCAAUGCUGUUACCAAUUUGUUGGUACAAAUCGACACCGUUCGUAACGUCGCUGCCACCAUUAAUGCGAAGUACAAAUCCGUUGAGAUUGAAGCCGCUAUCAAUUUGGUUGAUGUAGGAUACUAUGACAGCUGGAAUCACUCUAAAAUUCGUCUUGAAAUCCAUUUGCCCGCCCCGUACACUGUUACAAACGCGAUGGGUGUCGUCGGUAGAAAUGAGGAGAGUUUUGAGGCCGAAGUGAGUGCACUGUCUUCUUACUCGGUUGAACCGGCGUGUGUUGGACAGGCUAUAGGAGAUGAUUGCAUCCAGAAUGUUGAGUUCGAUAUUGUCGCUUGUGAUCUGACUGGUGAGUACUCGCUAAAUGAGCUUACUAUCGGCUGCCAAGCUGAAGAUAAUAACGGUGACCCUGGUGUUUGUCCUAAUAUGGAUGCUGAAGAGCCUGCAACCGUUAUUUUCUUCAUUGACACGAACAACUUCUGCGAAAUUGAAGAGUUUGAGCUAGAUGCUCUGUUUGACUUGUCCAUCAAGGUAUACGAUUCUGACGCAUAUGUUGUGGAGCAGGAUACCUUCGAUCUGGGUAGCAUGUCAUACUGGCAAAUCACAGCAGAUACAUCUGCCAGUGGCGUGGCUCUAUACAACGCAGAAGUCACAUAUGCGGAGCGAACCACCGACGGUGACUGCUCUGGAUUCGAUGAUUAUCUUGGUGAAAUUGCGGCGCUUGAAGAAGGAGAGUUCACUCAAACUUACGAGCCAAUAGGUCAGACCAUCUCUAUUCCCUUGCAAGUCACCGCUCAAAUGGCUUGUGCCACCUCAGACCGUACCGGAAAUGCCAUUACCAUGAACUACACCGUUCUCGUGGAUUAUGAUGAUGGAUCCGCACGUCGCCGUCGUGCUCUAGAUGGCAUGUCCACUCGUGAUGCCGGUGAGGUCGCUGUGGAUAAAGAGGCUGGUGUACGUUAUACGGCCGAAGAUCUAGCUCAAGCUGCCGCUGUUGGUGCCAGUGUCGCCGCAGGAGCCACCGCUGCACAGCAAGAGGAACAGGGGGAUACGAUACUAAUUGUAGGUGGAAUUCUUAUCCUACUACUACUGUGUUGCUGUUGUUGCUGUCUGGUGGUUGGUGUGGUGAUUAUGCGCAGGAGAAAAGCUGCCAGGCAAAAGGAGGAGGCUAUCCUGAGCCAGCAGUCGAAUAUGGGCUUCAACUCCUCCGUAAACUUCGGCGGGCAUGCUAGUCAGAUAAAGGUCUAAAUCGCAAACCACUAAUUAAUAACCAUUCCACGUUCGGCCACAAAAUAUCAACAUUAGGAUAAAAUAAAAUAUAUACCACGUAGCUGCUCUUUCUUCUUGCUUC
Messenger RNA from Sphaeroforma arctica JP610, 2202 nucleotides. RefSeq lists its product as hypothetical. NCBI's taxonomy places the organism in Eukaryota, Ichthyosporea, Ichthyophonida. The record is from RefSeq and is a predicted model, not a curated record. The coding region runs from base 153 to 2099 and encodes 648 amino acids. The transcript has a single exon.